UCACCUUCGCCGCCUCGAGCGUCAGUCGACCGGGAGCACACCUCAGGUGAGAGAGACACGACGGAAAAUGUAUUGAUUCUAAAACUCCUCCAUCAUGAAGAAAGUUUUCACCGCCGAACAGAUUUCAGACUGGUUCACCUCGGGGACCACGUUUGUAAACAUCAAACUUACAGAAGAAGUGGCUGAAAAGAAGUUCGAGGAACCAGCGUCGAGAGAGACCAGGCCAUCAGAGGUUCCUGAUGACAGAACUCUGAAAAAUGUGAACUCCGUUGGGAGCUUCCAAAAACCAGAACCUGCAGGGAGUGCUGCUCCUCCUCCACUCGCCAGCUACGAGUACCCCAGUUUGCCCAUAACCAAAGACAGACGGGAGCUGAUUUCCCUCAUAGAAAACAACUCUGUAGUGAUUAUUCGAGGAGCCACAGGCAGUGGCAAGACCACCCAGCUGCCACAAUAUAUUCUGGACCACUACAAUGCGAAAAAUGCCUCAUGCAACAUUGUGGUCACCCAACCACGCAAGAUUGGGGCGACCAGUAUUGCUCGGUGGGUCGCCACACAGCGGAAGUGUACCCUGGGAAGUCUGGUGGGAUAUCAGGUUGGACUGGAGAAGAUGGCUACCGAGCACACCCGCCUAAUCUACAUGACUACAGGAGUGCUGCUGCAAAAGCUGGUUUCCGCCAAGUGCCUCACAGAGUUCUCACACAUAUUUGUAGAUGAGGUUCAUGAGCGCACUGAGGAGAUGGACUUCCUCUUACUGGUGUUGAGAAAACUCCUCAAUUCCAACUCUCGUUAUGUCAAGAUUAUCCUCAUGUCAGCCACCAUUAACUGCAGACAGUUUGCUGAGUACUUUGGCACCCCGAUUCGGGGCAAGAUGAACCCAGCCUGUGUGCAGGGGGCACCCUAUGCCAUUGAAGAGUUCUAUCUGGAUGACCUCCACAAACUGUUUCCAUACAGGAUUGACUUGCAUCAUCCUGACGACCCUCAUAUCUCAGCAGAGAUCUACAAUCUUGCCAUCAGUCUCAUCCAGAGCUUUGACGAGUCGGAGGGCAAAUAUUCCAGCCAAGCUAUGAAAGAAAGUGGACUGACUUCGUCAGAGAGAGGCAGCGUUCUUGUUUUUCUUCCUGGUAUACAUGAGAUAAGCUACAUGCAGGAGGCCUUGGCCAAGCUGGUCCACAAAAGAUUGCAGGUUUAUCCUCUCCACUCCACCGUGACUCUGGAGGAGCAGAACGGUGUGUUCCUGCUCCCUGUCCCUGGAUACAGAAAGGUCAUCCUUUCCACCAACAUCGCAGAGAGUUCGGUGACAGUGCCAGACGUCAAAUAUGUGAUUGACUUUUGCCUGGCCCGUCAAUUGGUUUGUGACCAAGAUACCAAUUAUCAGUGUCUGCGUCUUACAUGGGCAUCCAAAACCAACUGCAACCAGCGCAGGGGUAGGGCAGGACGAGUGUCUAAAGGCUACUGUUACCGCCUUGUCACGAAAGAGUUCUGGAGAAGUGAAAUCCCAGACUACAUGAUCCCUGAGAUGCUGCUUGCCCCUUUGGCCACCAUCAUGCUGAAAGUGAAGCUGCUGGAUAUGGGAGAUCCCCGCUCCGUCCUCUCGACAGCCCUUUCACCACCUAACCUUGCUGACAUAGUGAGAACCAUUCUCCAACUCAAAGAGAUGGGCGCACUGUCUGUGAAGAGUGUCGGCAAGGAUCAUAAUGAGGAUGGUGAGCUGACAUUCCUGGGUCGAGUGCUGGCCCACUUGCCUGUGGACCUGUACCUGGGGAAGAUGAUUGUCCUGGGCCAUGUCUUUGGCUGCCUGGAUGAGUGCCUCAUCAUAGCUGCCUCGCACUCUCCAAAGAGCUUCUUUGCCAUACCAUCGAUGCAGCAGCUUGCUGGCCACAGGAGCAAGUUGGCCUUUGCCCGUGGAACACCGAGUGAUUCCAUAGCUUUUGUCAAUGCCUUCAAGGCAUGGUACUCAGCCAAAAAGAAUGGACAACUGAGACAUCCAAAGGACGAGCUCUACUGGGGAAAAGAGAAUUUCAUUCAGAUCAAGAGGAUCAGGGAGGUUGCAGAGCUGUACGAGGACCUAAAGAAACGCGCGUCACAGUUCAACAUCAAUGUGCCGGACAGCAGUCAGCCAUCAGACUACACCAGCACCCACAGGCAGAAGUUCAUUCUUCAGGUUGUCAUUGCUGGUGCCUUCUACCCCAACUACUUCGUACAGGGGGAAAUGGAUGAAGACCUUGCCUCCCGAGAAUUAAGUGGCUUCAACCCCAGAACAACAGUGAUGUUGAGGAGUCUCCCUCCAUUCAGUUUCCUGUACUAUAAGCAGCUGCAGUCUCUGUUCCGCCUGUGUGGACAAGUCAAAGCCAUUUCCUUCGAGAGCUCCAGAGCGUACGUGGAGUUCUACAGGACAUCUCAAGACUCCGGAGUUCUGCCUGAGGUGUCCCUUGCACUUCUCCUGGCCCAGCAGAGGCCUUCGAUGGAGCUCUCUGUUUACCACACUGAACAAAUCGAAAAAUGUGCUGGCAACAGACACAUAAUUCACAUGAGAUAUGCACGGGUGGAUGUAGACUUCCAGAGCCAGUCUGUCUCCCCCGUCGGAGUGCUGAGCAGCACUGCUGAUCCAGACAAGCUACCCCCUAACCCCUUGUUUGUUGUGAACAUCACCGAGGUGGUGGAUGUGGGACAUUUCUGGGGGUUCCAGGCAGAUGAAGCCAGCUUAGAGAAGCAGCGCCACCUGACAGCCGAGAUUAACAAGCGCACACUGCAUCCUGUAACUGUGUCACUCUAUCCCAACCUGAGGUGCCUGGCUCCUUACUCUGAAGUCGCAGAGCCGAGCCUGUACUACCGCGCCAAGAUCCUGCACAUCCGCGGCAACACAGUGGAGGUUUUCUUCUUGGACUUUGGCAACACAGCCAACACUGCCUGCAGCAGCCUCAGAGAGCUGCCUUCUGACCUCCUGUCUCACCCUUUCCAGGCUCAUGAGUUUCAAGUUUGUGGAAUGCGUCCAUCAGCCCAGUCCAUCAUCCUGGGGGACCAGUGGAGCAGCCGAGCCCGCGAUCGCUUCCGCACACUGGUCAAUGGCAAUUCGUUCAUAGUGUCACUGUACUCCAUCCUCCACAAUGUCAUGCGUGUUGAGCUGCUCAUCAACACGGAGACGACAAACACCAGCGUGGCAGACAUCUUGGUGGAGGACGGACAUGCUCUGAAGGUUGAAGAAAGCUUUGAUUCCAAGCAAAACAACGGGGUGCUGAUGUCCCUGUACAAGGACAUGGAGACGGGUAUGUAUGUCCCCGAUGCUACCAGCAGCUGCUGGAAGGAUCGCAAGAAAGAGGAGAAGGAACUCAUCGAUGAUCUGCUCGCUCACUUUUCCAAGAACAGCCAGUCUAUUUCCAAGACAAAGGUCCAUCUGAAUGGACCAAGAAGUCCUCACAUGAUAAACUUCCACAGCUUGAGCAACAACGUCUACUACAAGACAGUGUGUAUCGAGAGGGACAGCAUCAACUCUCUGGCCCUGAAUGAAAACCCUCACUACAAACAUCAGAGGAUGCUGGUGGCCAGAACUGUGUCAGUCAACUCCACAGGUACGUGCAUUCUCCUGAGAGACACCUCCCUCAUGCCAGAUAUUCCUGGACUUCCUGCACUCGUCACCAUGCUCUUCACCCCCAUCAUGGAGUUACGCACUAAUGAAGAGAGGACCUGCUACACCGGUGCCCUCUGUGGGUUGGGUUGGAACAGUCAAACGCAGGAGGGCAUCCUACCUGAGCGAGACGUUGAGCUCACUUUUGACGUCAAGUUUGAUGUUGAUGACAUCACCAAGAUAAAUGCCUUACGAGUGGCUAUAAACCGUCUGGUGUGCGACGGGCCCUGUGGCACUCUGCACCUGGGGCCUGACAAGAUUGGCCACCUGCAGGAGGAAUGUCGGGACAGCCUCAUCAGACUGUUCACCGACUCGCCCCCCAGGGAAGCUGUCGCUCCGCUGUACUACGAGAAACGGGGGAAAUGGAACCAGGUGGAUCCCUCUGUGAGGAUGGACAUCGUGGAGUCUGGAGGUGCGAAGACGAGAGGCGUUCUCUACCAGCUACAUCCGGUCACUCUGCUCAACACCUAAAAAGGCACUGGAAUCCACCUUUUGUGUUGAACUGAUUCUAAUGUUGUAAAUCCAGCAGUUGCCAGGAAUUUUAAUUUCAUGUUCAGAGAAUUUUGUUUGACAUUUGUUUUAUGUUUAAAUUAAGCUGUAGCGUUUGGUAGCACAGUGAAAUAUUUAAAACCCUUUCUUUGUUGUUUAACCAGUUGGCUGCUCACAUAUAUAUAUAUAAUGCACUGUUCAGUGAUGAGAUUCAUCAUGUACAGCCUGUUGUGACAUUGUUUCAGCAGUGGGCCAUUAAAAACAGUUGUUUGCAACAGA
This is a messenger RNA of Scophthalmus maximus (turbot), 4390 nucleotides long. RefSeq names its product tudor domain containing 9 (gene tdrd9). The coding region runs from base 95 to 4093 and encodes 1332 amino acids. Gene Ontology annotation, molecular function: ATP binding; RNA binding. The record is from RefSeq and is a predicted model, not a curated record. The transcript is spliced from 35 exons. Lineage: Eukaryota; Metazoa; Chordata; Actinopteri; Pleuronectiformes; Scophthalmidae. Gene Ontology annotation, cellular component: intracellular anatomical structure.